AUGCAGUCCUUCUUAUCGAGCAUACGAGCUCCUCGAGCUCAUGAUGCCGUCCGCUCUUUUAUGCGAUUCUCAUCCACGAUGACGGGCAACAACUACGUCAAGAGACUGACCAUGUUCAAAGUCGCCAAGGAGGAGGAUAUACAAGCCGUCUUGAAGGCUUAUGAGGUGCUCAGGAAAGAAGCCGCGAGGGUACGUACCACAACUUCUUCAGAGUGGUCGUGGUGUUUCGUUUCCUUGCUAACGAACUUGAAGAAUGGCCAGCCCUACAUCAUCAGCAAUGUCUCCCGAAAGAUUCUGAAUACCGGUUCGCCGUUGAGUGAAGGCUACACGAUUGCGUCGCAAUCGAUAUUCAAGGAUCACGACGAUCAUCGGUUCUAUGAUCAAGAAUGUCCGGCGCAUCAAGAGUUGAAAGUAUGCAGGCUCUUCAUCCCACGCUGGGGACUUCUGUGCUGAUGAUAGCUAUAGAAAACCACCAGCAGAGUACGAACGGGUGUCAUGACAAUUGUGACUGAAGGACAGUGGCCGGAACCCGAGCUGUGA
Molecule: messenger RNA, 540 nt
Organism: Lecanosticta acicola
Lineage: Eukaryota; Fungi; Ascomycota; Dothideomycetes; Mycosphaerellales; Mycosphaerellaceae
Source: the annotation of a GenBank genome assembly